GGACGACUACAUGGUGAGCGACAAGUGCGAGAACAAGUACUACGGCGCCGUGCCCACGACCGCCGGCCAGGCCAAGUGGUACGACAGGUACGUGGAGAUGGUGCAGGUGAUGUUCCCGUCGCUGUUCCCGUGGGUGGAGGAGGGGCCGUGCACGGAGGAGACGGGCCGCCAGGUCAUGAAGCUCGUCGGACUCCUGUACCUGAACGUCCUCAUCCUUGACUCGAUCCUUGUGCGCGACCUGAGCCAGCUCGAGGGCCACUCUCCCGUCACGUCCUUCUUCUGCAUCAUCUUCUUCCUCAGCAUCCUCUACAUCCUGCUGCGCAUCUCCCGGAAGCCACAAAACAGGCGCUCGCUGCCCUUCCUGGCGCCGGGCCUGCCCUGGGUGCCGGCCGUCGCUAUCACCAUCAACAUCUAUCUCAUCUUCAAGCUGUCCAUCCUGACUCUGAUCCGGUUCGUUCUCUGGAUGACCAUUGGCUUCAUCAUCUACUUCUACUACGGCAUCAAGAAGAGCACGGUGGGCACGGGCGAGGACGCGGACAUCGAGGUGCACGUGCUGCCCAGCCAGAUCCGCCCUCCGGCGCCCGCCGCCUCCGACGCCCUCUCGCCCUCGGCCUCGCAGGCGGUCCCGACGGAGCACCUCGUCUCUCCCGGCAGCCAGGGCGGCGCAUACCAGCAGUCGCCGCAGCCGGAGGCGCAGCAGGACUCGCUGGCGCCCGGUGCCGUAAAGCAAGUGUACAUCUCGCCCAACCCCAACAACCCCUUCCGCUAGGCGUCCGGAGGCCCGGCCCGUGCAGGGAGCGAGGCGACGCGGCCGCAGGUCUGCCGGGGAGGGAAGCGGGAAGGCCCGCGGAGGUAAAGGAGGUGCCCGCUUGCCCCUUCUUGCGCUGCAGGCAGUGCCUCUUCAGCUGGUCCCCGAGGGACAAGCAGUGCCUUCGGGUAUGCGCGCCGCCGCGAGCGACAGUGCCUCGGCAGCGGGAGAAGGAGCCCGGGUCCGGUCCCUCGGCCCCGCUGGCUCGCCGAGGGCCCGACGCGGCGGAGGGCGGGCUGGCGCCUCAGGCGGUCCUCUUCUCAGCAAGAUUAAUAGCUAUAGAGAAAUAAUAAUAAUAAUAAUAAUAAUAAUAAUAAUAAUAAUAAUAAUAAUAAUGGUGAUGAGGAUGAUAAUGAUGAUGAUAAUAAUAAUAAUGAAAAGAAAAAAAAAUGUUAGUGAGCCGUUGGAUGUAAAGAGCGAUUUUUUCUACUUAAUCUGCGUUCACUGAGAGGGAGACCGCCUUCGAAGGCAGGAGGCCGACUCCGCCGCCACGGAAGCACGCCUGCAAGCAUCCGCCCCCCACCCCCACUCUCCCCCCGCCCGCAGGAAAGGGCCGGCCCGUCUC
Penaeus chinensis is the source of this 1373-nucleotide messenger RNA. RefSeq names its product cationic amino acid transporter 2-like. NCBI's taxonomy places the organism in Eukaryota, Metazoa, Arthropoda, Malacostraca, Decapoda, Penaeidae. The transcript has 5 exons. Gene Ontology annotation, biological process: amino acid transport. The coding region runs from base 11 to 769 and encodes 252 amino acids. The record is from RefSeq and is a predicted model, not a curated record. Gene Ontology annotation, cellular component: plasma membrane. Gene Ontology annotation, molecular function: amino acid transmembrane transporter activity.